AAACACUGGUCAUCUUUUCCUUUUGGGGAGUCAUCACAGCUCUCAAGUGAAGAUUGCACAGCUGCUUUUUUCGACCACUGUUUAGCUCUUUCAUAGUCAUCUGAAGCAAAAAUAUGGCACCAAUCAAAAAUGACAUGCAUGGGCUGUCGAACAGUGGCUCAGGUUUACUGUAAACACGGCAAAGCACUCUUUGUUCUUUGUCAGCCACUUGCAGGACUUCACAGCAUUGACCACCGCUGAGGACAUAUGCACUGUCUUGGGUCUUGGUAGAGAUUUUGCCUACAGUUGUUGUUUUUUUCUGUUCGAUUUUCUCUUCCAGCCUCCUAGCAACCUGAAUCAGUGGGUUUCUACCAGAACGCACCAUCCUCUUGAGUGUCUGCAGAUAGUUUUCAAACAUGAAGGCACUACAAUUUUCCAGACCAUCGAAGUUUUCAGCAUCUGUUGCUAUGUGCAACAUUGCAUGUGUGUUGUAAACAAGGAAUUCUUGUCCAUAAAGAUUCCGACCUUUUUCCACAAAAUAAUGCAGCAGUUCAUCUGCAUAUUUCGAGUGUUCCUGCACAAGACUUGGACAUACCAAAAUUAUCAUGGCUAUGCUAAAGGAAAGGAAGUGCAAAUACAUUUAAUCAGGCAGUAUACCCUUCAACACAAUCUUCCCAGUGUAAAGAAGGAACUGACGAAACUCAGUUGCUUUCCACCUGUCCAGUUCCUCAAGACCUCUAGGCUUUCGCACAAAAGUAGAUGGGAUGCAUUUCCGAAGAGACCGCAGUCUUGCACUAAUCUCUGUGAUUUGGCUGGCUGAAACCCUCACAACUCUGUCUCCUCUGGUCCAGAUGUGCAGGAGUCCUUUCAUUACACCUAGACAAGCCUGGUGCAUGUAAUCAAUGGGAAAACUCUGCACCAUGUCUAUGGGGAGUGAAUCCCAAGAUUCAUCAGAUGAGCCAGUUCCCUUACUGUGUCUUCCAAAAAGCCAAGAUCUGUUGGUCGACUUAACCGCUUGUCAGAGCCGUGGGGAAAAUGGUGACUGGGUCUAACAUGACUGCACAAAGAACUGGCCACAUACAUGUUUUGGAACUCUUCUACAGUGGUCAGAAGCAGAGGAUACAUUCAAACUGUUAAUACCCUCCCAUGUCGCUGCUCUUGACUGUUCUUCCACAUUUGCAGAAUGCAAAUAGGGUUCAUUGUCAGAUGAACACUCUCCACAAAUCAUCACCAUGUCAACAUCCUUUUGUGAUUGUUCUUCAAGUGGAAGAUCAAGUGAUUGUACUUCAGCUGGUGGAUUACUCUCCAGGUGGCAGUACCAACGAUGUUUCGUCCAGCAUUACUGAAGAAGAAUACCGCCAACGUGACUAACGGAGGAACAAACCUGAGACAGAGGCUUGCCAGCAGCAAUACACACGAGCUAAGAAUUUAGUGUGGAAAAAAUGCAGGACAAUCCUUCCAGUACCACAAUGGAGAGGCAGACUCCCAAAGGCAACAGAUGUAAAACAUCCUGCUGAAUACUUUAGAGGCCUCCUCACUAGUAGCUGUAUUGAAAAUAUAGUAGAACAAACCAACCUCUAUGCCAUACAGUGUGAUCCUAGCAAACCACUCAAAGUCACAUUUGAGGAGAUUGAGCAAUUCAUUGGCAUUUGUUUCAUGUCAAUCUUCGGACUUCCAGGAUGCCGAAUGUACUGGCAGUCAGCAACAAGGAUCGACUGUGUUGCAAACACCAUGGCCUUGCAUCGCUGGGAGGCUAUCAAACGCAAUCUACACUUUUCUGACAACUUAAAGCAAGCUCCUAUUGGAGAACCAGCUUAUGACAAGCUGUAUAAGGUGCGCCCACUGCUGACAUCCCUCUUGGAGCAGUUCCAAGCAAUCCCAAUUGAUGAAAAUCUUUGUGUGGACGAACAAAUUGUGCCAUUCAAGGGGAAACACCCCAUGAAACAGUACAAUCCCAAGAAGCCAAAACGCUGGGGAUAUAAAGUCUUUGUUCUUGCUGAUAGCAGUGGCAUGGUCUACAACUUUGAGGUGUACACUGGGUGUAUCUGUCCUUGCAACGGGCAGCCUGACAUAGGCGCUAGUGGUAACAUAGUGCUUACCCUUUCAAGCAUCAUUCCAGACAACAUCUCUCACAAGUUGUACUUCGACAACUGGUUCUCCAGUGUUGACCUGCAGAUGCUGUUGGAAAAGAGGAAGAUCCACUGCACUGGCACAGUCAGAACCAAUCGUCUGGCUGGAUGCUGUCUCCCAACAGAUCAAGACAUGAAAAGGAAAGGAAGGGGGGCUUUUGAGGAAAAGGAGACCAUUUAUAAUGGGGUUACCCUUAGGGCUGUGAAGUGGCAUGAUAAUCGAGCAGUCACUCUCCUCUCCACCUUUGCCUCAGCAAAUCCAGCAACCACUGUGACAAGAUGGGACAAAAAAAAGAAGACAACAGUCCAGGUGAAAUGCCCAAGCAUUGUCACCAAGUACAACAAAAGUAUGGGAGGAGUUGAUCUACUAGACUCCCUCAUUGCCCUCUACAGAACAAAGAUUCGAUCCAAAAAGUGGUAUCACCGAGUGGUCUUCCACAUGUUUGAUUUUGCUGUUGUUGAGGCCUGGCUCCUCUACCGGAGAGACAGCAGAGACUGUGGCAUCCCCCCAAAAGAUGUGAGCAGCCUUGCAAAAUUCAAAGCUGAAGUUGCAGGAUGUCUCUGUAUGGAGAAGAAGACCUUGAAGAGAAGAGGGAGACCAUCACAGCACACUGAGGAAGAACAGCCUGAGAAGCGUCCAAAAACCCCUGUAGAACCACGACCAUCAACGCUGGUUCGCAUUGAUCAGACCGGUCAUUGGCCUGUUUGGGUUGAAAGAAAGGGGAGAUGCAAAUACCCAGGUUGUUCAGGCAUUGUAAAAGUGCAGUGCUCAAAAUGUGUUACCUACCUGUGUUUUUCUGUUGAGAGGAAUUGCUUCCUCAACUUUCACAAGCAAUGAGGUGCCAUUAGUCAGGAAGGAGAUUUUUUGUGUAUGUGCUUGUGUACAUGCAGGUCCUUGUGUAUGUGUAUAUACAUGCUUGUUAGGAUAAGGUUCAUAUUAGGAUAAUGUUAUGGUGAUUGUUAAUGUUUUACCUUGAAAUAACACAGAUUGUAAUGUUUUGAUAUCAUAAUUUGAUGAUAUGAUGGUUUGUGUUCCAUGGUGGUACAAUGUUGCCUGAGGGCAACGGCUGGAUUAUAAAUGUUACUUUUUAUUAAAUAUGAAAUGUUUAAUUCAGUAAAAACUUGAUAAAUCUGUUUGUUCAAGUGUUUAGUUA
Molecule: messenger RNA, 3262 nt
Organism: Carassius auratus (goldfish)
Lineage: Eukaryota; Metazoa; Chordata; Actinopteri; Cypriniformes; Cyprinidae
Product: piggyBac transposable element-derived protein 2-like
Exons: 6
Coding region: 1636-2946 (436 amino acids)
Source: RefSeq, a predicted model, not a curated record